This is a messenger RNA of Pelobates cultripes (western spadefoot toad), 495 nucleotides long. Lineage: Eukaryota; Metazoa; Chordata; Amphibia; Anura; Pelobatidae. The record is from the annotation of a GenBank genome assembly.
AUGGCCACCAUGUAUUCUAACGCAUACAUGUUAGUAUAUGAACAAAAUAAUAUCCUGAUACGAUAUGGACAUCUAAUACAGGGAUACUAUAGCUACAUCGAUGACCUGUUGAUUGUAUGGAACGGCACCAUACCCGAAGCAUAUACCAUGGUAGAGGAAAUCAACAAGCUCCCAACACCAAUUAGGAUGACGGUAAACAUCAACAGUGAGAAAGUACAAUACUUGGACGUGGAACUGUCCAUUGGUACGAAUAGAAUAGAGUACAGUCUGUAUACUAAAGCGACUGAUCGGAAUACGUUGUUACAUGCACAGAGUGCUCAACCUAUAGCACUGAAGAGAUAUCUUCCAAAAGCCCAAUAUCUUAGGGUUAUUAGAAACAACUCCAAAGAAGAUGUGAAAGAGAGACACCUGCUGGAGAUGAUAGGAAGGUUUCUGGAACGUGGGUACCAGCACUCUACCCUUGAUAAGGCUCUUGAGGAAGCGAGAACUCCUUGA